GAAUUCAAACGUUGAAAACCUACCCCCACAUGUGAUUCGCCAAGUUUACAAAGAGGUUUUCUACUUUGACAUCUGAUCCUCCAGAAGGAAUAAAGAUCAUUCCCAAUGAAGAAGACAUAACUGAUGUGCAAGUCAGCAUUGAAGGGCCAGAGGGGACUCCAUACGCAGGUGGUAUUUUCAGAAUGAAGUUAAUCUUGGGUAAAGAUUUCCCAGCAGCACCUCCCAAAGGAUACUUUCUUACCAAAAUAUUUCAUCCAAACGUUAGUUCCAAUGGAGAAAUCUGCGUCAAUGUUUUAAAGAAAGAUUGGAAGGCCGAGUUGGGCAUAAGACACGUCUUACUG
Molecule: messenger RNA, 341 nt
Organism: Staurois parvus
Lineage: Eukaryota; Metazoa; Chordata; Amphibia; Anura; Ranidae
Source: the annotation of a GenBank genome assembly